CCAGAGGAAUUAACUGCUUCUCAUUUUGGAGGACUCCUUUCUAAGAAAAAACCCACAGAACAGCAGAAUGAAGGUGGUCAAAAUCCCAAGUCACGGAAGGAACUCGUUGAAGAGCUGAUAGCAAAAUCCAAAUUGGAAAAGAAAGAGCGACAGGCUCAAAGGGAAAAUACUCUGGAACUUACAGAAAAGCUUAACAACGAUUGGAAAGAGAUCCAAGCCCUCUUGUUGCAGAGGUCUUCCAAGUCAGAGACACCAAGUCAAGUUGAAGAAAAACCCAAGCCCGAUGAAUAUGAUGUGCUGGUUAGAGAGCUUGGCUUUGAAAUGAAGACGCAACCCUCGGAUAGGAUGAAAACUGAAGAAGAACUGGCAAAAGAAGAGCAAGAGAAACUCCAGCAGUUAGAGGCUGACCGCUUACGUCGAAUGAAAGGAGAGGAACGAAAGGAGAGCAGCAAAAAACCGAAGCACCUAUCAGCUGACGAUUUGGCAGAUGGAUUUCUCCUGACCAAAGACGACCGGCCCUUGCUGUCCUAUGGUAAUGACGUGGAUGGUGAAGAUGGAGAGGAGGACAGUGAGAAUAAAGAAAGCGAAGAAGAAUCUGACACUGAAAGCAUUAACGAUCCGUCCGAAGGUGACGCUGACGAAGAGACGGUCCUGGGAAAGAGGUUUUCAAAAAGCCAAAAGAAAAUCAAGAAACCAAACUCCCGCAGAGAUAAAGAGGCUGCCCAGCUGGAGUUGCCGUAUUUGUUUGCUGCGCCUGAAUCGUACGAGCAGCUUCAGGCUUUACUGUUGGGAAGAACCACGGAAGAACAAAUGGACAUCAUAGCGAGAAUCCGGAAAACGAACCAUCCCAGCCUCGCCAUAGGGAACAAAGCAAAGCUAGAGAAACUAUUCGGGUUCCUCGUGGAGUACAUUGGAGAGUUGAGUCGUGAGGGGCAGCCAAGACUGAAAACCAUUGAUGAGCUGGUCGUCGUCCUCUUCGAGCUUUGCCAGAUGUUUCCUAAAGCGGCCGGCGAUCAUAUGAAGCUUCUCCUUCAAGAGGCCACACACAGCAUGGAAGAGAUUGCAGAAAGAAAUGGCCUGCUAACAUUCCCGGAGUUGGACAUGCUCCUGUAUUUGAAAAUUAUUACCAUUCUUUUUCCGACUUCUGAUUUCUGGCAUCCGGUAGUAACCCCAUCGUUGGUUUACAUGAGCCAGCUACUUACAAAGUGCGCCGUAAGAACGGAACAAGACAUUGUGAAAGGAUUGUUUGUCUGCUGUCUCUUCCUGGACUAUACAUCCCUGGCUCAAAGAUUUGUCCCAGAACUGGUCAAUUUUCUCCUGGGAGUCCUUCACCUGGCGAUACCUAACAAGGAAACUCAAGGUUAUUCUUUGCUGCCUCCUUUUGUGUCACUAGGAAAACAUUCAAACCUGCUUGUGGUCAGUGAAAAAUCAGGGAGUGAAACGUGGCAAAAACAAAAUAUCUCACUCCACCUUUUAAGUAGAUCAACAGGAAAAAGCAAAAUAGAAACGAAUAAUCUGAGAUUGUCAUGCGUGGCUCUGGCUCUGGCUCUGGUUCAACGCUGUGCCGUUCUUUAUGGGGAGCUUCCAUCCUUCCGUGAAAUCGUGGGGCCUGUCCGGUUGCUGCUUUCCUCGCUCGUGCUUCAGGCCACCAAGUAUCCCGCACAGCUUCAGGAGUUACAUCAGAGCGUCCUGGAGAAACUCGAUGUCCCUGGGACAUAUCGCCCGUUGGUCUGUGACAAGAGGAAACCAGUCCCUUUGAAGCUGUACACUCCGAAAAUAGUGAAGGUGCUGGAAUUCGGACGGAAGCAAGGGAGCAGUAAGCAAGAGCAGGAACGGCAGCGCCUCGUCCACAAGCACCGGCGGGAACUGAAAGGGGCCGUGCGCGAGAUCCGCAGAGACAACCAGUUCCUCGCCAAAAUGCAGCUUGCAGAAGUCAUGGAAAGGGAUUCUGAAAGAAAAAGAAAAGUGAAGCAACUCUUCCAAAGCCUCGCUCAGCAGGAAGGAGAUUGGAAAGCACUCAAGAGGAAAAAGCGUUAAAAUAUUCCCGGAUCUCGGAAGAGAACCAAGAAUGUUUCCAGAAUUUCCUGGAACAUUUUUGAAUCAUUUUAAAUAAGGGCAACAGGUUGUUUUUCUUUCUUUUCUGGAUUAAAAAAUAUACAUUCUUGUUCCUAAAUAAAAUUGUAUAAUGUA
Notechis scutatus (mainland tiger snake) is the source of this 2190-nucleotide messenger RNA. The record is from RefSeq and is a predicted model, not a curated record. Lineage: Eukaryota; Metazoa; Chordata; Lepidosauria; Squamata; Elapidae.